ACCCCUUGUUGCCAUCAGCUAUCGAGGCUUAAACAGAAGAAAGGAAAAUCAACGGUUCUGAUUGUCAUCAUGCAGUCAUUGAUGGAGAAAAAGUCAGUCCAAUGAGUGCAACGGUUACUUUAAAAGGAAAAAGCGUUAGCGGCUAGAGUCUUGGCGACCAGAUGACAAGGCUGCCACAAAGAAUUUACACGUGGCAUCCUGAAAACUCUACAGGUGUACCAACGGAAAAAGUUGGAAUUAUUUAAAAAGCGGAAGAAUAAUUAGGGGGCUUAGAUAUUUUUCGUCAAGCGGAUAUUUUGGUAACAGCUUGACCCUUUGACCACCAAUUCGUCCUUUCCUCCGCCAAUAAGUUUCAAUGCCGAUGCUUUCUCUCUCCUCUAUCUCUCCUCUAGCUCCGCCAUGUUCUUCUCUGUCACUUCACACCGGAAUCUCUUUCUCUCCUUCCAGAAUCGGAGUUUCUUCGACUUCUUCGACUUCGCAACUGAUUCAACAUACUAAAUCUUCGUCAAAUCCGAAAGUUGUCAUCACCAGAGAAAGAGGCAAAAACGCCAAGCUCAUUGAUGCCCUGGCCGAACAUGGAAUCAAUUGCUUGGAGCUUCCCCUCAUUCAGCAUAACCGAGGGCCUGACAUGGAUAGGCUUGCUUCUGUUUUAAGUGCAGAAACAACAUUUGACUGGAUUGUCAUAACUUCACCUGAAGCUGGUUCGUUCUUUGUAGAGGCAUGGAAGGCAGCUGGAAACCCAAGUGUUAGGAUAGGUGUUGUUGGAGCGGGUACAGCAAGUAUUUUCGAGAAUCUAAUUCAAUCACAAAAGAAAUCGCUUGAUGUUGCCUUUGCCCCAUCAAAAGCAACAGGCAAAGUUUUGGCUUCAGAGCUUCCAAAGGAUGGUAAUAAGAGGUGCACUGUCUUAUAUCCUGCUUCUGUGAAGGCUAGUAAUGAUAUUGAAGAAGGCUUGUUUUGUCGUGGAUUUCAGGUUGUGAGGCUGAACACAUACACAACUGUACCUGUUGAUCAUGUUGACCAAAUUGUCUUGGAGAAGGCCUUAUUGGCCCCAGUUGUUGCUGUUGCUUCACCAUCAGCAGUUCGAGCCUGGGUCAAUCUUAUUUCAGAACCUGAUUCUUGGGGCAAUGCAGUUGCCUGUAUUGGGGAGACAACUGCCUCAGCUGCAAAAAGAUUAGGAUUGAGAAAUGUGUAUUUUCCAAUGCAGCCUGGACUUGAUGGCUGGGUUGGUAGCAUCCUUGAAGCCUUAAGAGCUCAUGACAGUUUUUAGGAGCGAAAGUUAUUGAGGUUUCUUUGGAAGCCUGGACAUAGAGUGAAGCAGAUUUGGAACCACAAGCAUUUCAAAUUCCGUGUGAACCACAGACCAUAUUUAGUAAAGAAAGUUUUGCCAAGUCAAAGGUUUGGAAUUUGUUAAAAAAUGGGCAUUUUGAACCUACAUAUCCUAUUGGCAGUAGCAGCACUGUAAUUCGAGGUUAGUCAGGCUAUUCAUUUCACUUUAUCAAAACUUGUACAUGCAUUUUUCACUGUAAGCCCGUUCAUUUGACUCAAUGGUAGUUGUGUUUAAAUUGAAU
Durio zibethinus is the source of this 1568-nucleotide messenger RNA. Its product is annotated as uroporphyrinogen-III synthase, chloroplastic-like. Gene Ontology annotation, molecular function: uroporphyrinogen-III synthase activity. The record is from RefSeq and is a predicted model, not a curated record. Gene Ontology annotation, biological process: uroporphyrinogen III biosynthetic process. Gene Ontology annotation, cellular component: chloroplast. NCBI's taxonomy places the organism in Eukaryota, Viridiplantae, Streptophyta, Magnoliopsida, Malvales, Malvaceae.